This is a messenger RNA of Heterobasidion irregulare TC 32-1, 453 nucleotides long. RefSeq lists its product as uncharacterized. The annotation marks the transcript as partial. The record is from RefSeq and is a predicted model, not a curated record. Lineage: Eukaryota; Fungi; Basidiomycota; Agaricomycetes; Russulales; Bondarzewiaceae. The transcript has a single exon.
GCGUCUGAGAGGAUGGCACAAGCUUUCAGAGGGGUACCGCAACAGCUUUACCCUCGCCAAUAUCUUUCAGAUGAAGUGGCAAUGGUCCCGCCUAUGCGCCAUCUUCCUCAAGUUCUUCUACCCAGACUUGGUAGAACUCCACCGAAUCUAUUCUACGGCUUUCCUUUGUCUCUGGAAAAGGUAAUUUCAUUGGCUAGGUCAUGCGACCCAGAUAUUCGAAUCAUCACCCAGCUCGGUGUCGUCAGCCACAAGGUCAAACUAUCGGCUGCGAAAUGCUUGUCUGAGACGAUCGGCUGGCCGGUAUACGUGGAGAGUGUGCUGAACGCACCCGGAACUCCUUUUCUUUUGUGUAUGCUCGACAAUUUAUCCAUCAAGUCUUGCAAGAAUCUCGAGCUGCCUACAGAUGACCAUACUCGUUUGUCACAUCUUCACCUUCACGGCAUUAGGAGCUAA